Molecule: messenger RNA, 186 nt
Organism: Pyricularia grisea
Lineage: Eukaryota; Fungi; Ascomycota; Sordariomycetes; Magnaporthales; Pyriculariaceae
Exons: 1
Coding region: 1-186 (61 amino acids)
Source: RefSeq, a predicted model, not a curated record
AUGCCCGCAAUCAACACAUCGGUCCUCGUCAAGCGCGAGGAGAACUGGGCCAAGCAGGAGGCCGGCGUUGUCGUCGUCUUUUGCCUCGUUUUCGUCAUCGCUUGCAUCUUGGCCGGCGUCUUUAUCCACAAGAAGCUCGCCGCCAGGAAGCAGAGGAAGGCUCAUGCCGAGGCGCAGGGGAAAUAA